AUGGCCCUGGAGGUGUCUGUGCUCAAUGCGCCAGUAUCUUUGCCCUACAUUCCAACAUCAGAGCCAUCGCCCGGCCGGCUCCGGCGCAAGCCGGUUCCGCUAGAUUUCACGAAAAUCGACGGGCUGCACUCACACGUACCCGAGCAGGGCAAGCCGAGUCUAAUAGUGAGUUCGCCCGGCCCGGCGGCGCAACUCGACCACGUGACCCCGGAAGAGUGGAACUUCCUAGCAAACUCGAGCCAGAUCGAGGAGCUCAGCAAGUUGGGCGAGGGAAACGGCGGUAGCGUUUCCAAAUGCGUGCUCAAGUGCGGGUCGCCAGUCUUUGCAUUGAAGCUCAUCAACACUGACCCGAACCCGGACAUCCAGAAACAGAUCCUUCGCGAGUUGCAGUACAACCGCCUGUGCCACUCACCCAAUAUCGUCAAGUACUACGGCACGUUUAUGGUUGAGAAGCAGCUGAUGAUUGGCAUUGCCAUGGAGUUCAUGGGUGGGGGCACGUUGGACGCCAUCUACAAGCACGUACUAGAGCUUGACCCCACCAACCGGGUCAGCGAGAAAGUAUUGGGCAAGGUUGCGGACUCGGUGCUCAAGGGCUUGGACUACCUCCACCUGCAGAAGAUCAUCCACCGGGACAUCAAGCCCAGUAAUAUCUUGUUCGACACGCAGGGCAACGUGAAAAUCUGUGACUUUGGCGUCAGCGGCGACGUGGUCAAUUCGCUUGCCACAACCUUUGUGGGCACCCAGUACUACAUGGCGCCCGAGCGCAUCAUGGGCCAGCCGUACACGGUGAGCUGUGACGUGUGGCUGCUUGGCGUGACGUUGCUUGAGGUGGCCCAGGGCCGGUUCCCGUUUCUAGCGCAAAACUCCAACCCCUUGGGCCCCAUUGAGCUCCUCCUGUUGAUAUUAGAGUGCGAGCCAAAGCUCGAGGACAAUCCCGCGGAGCAGAUCCACUGGCUGGAUUCCUUUCGCAAUUUCUUGGGCUACUGCUUGAAGAAAGUCCCCGAGGACCGGCCAGGGCCGCGGCAGAUUCUUCAGCAUCCGUGGUGCAUAGGCCAACUGCGGUUCAAUGUGAACAUGGCGAAGUUUGUGAGGAAGGUGUGGGGGAUCCAAAGCGGGUAG
Molecule: messenger RNA, 1119 nt
Organism: Metschnikowia bicuspidata var. bicuspidata NRRL YB-4993
Lineage: Eukaryota; Fungi; Ascomycota; Pichiomycetes; Serinales; Metschnikowiaceae
Gene: MKK2
Product: mitogen-activated protein kinase kinase
Exons: 2
Coding region: 1-1119 (372 amino acids)
Biological process (GO): protein phosphorylation
Molecular function (GO): ATP binding; protein kinase activity
Source: RefSeq, a predicted model, not a curated record